Molecule: messenger RNA, 852 nt
Organism: Penaeus vannamei (Pacific white shrimp)
Lineage: Eukaryota; Metazoa; Arthropoda; Malacostraca; Decapoda; Penaeidae
Source: RefSeq, a predicted model, not a curated record
AUGGGGCAUAAGGACGCCCACAAAGAGCUUUCCAGACUGGAAUUCGACUCUCCGACACGAGGUCCUGAACGCCCAUCAAUUCAACGACAUUUGAUACAGACAGCAAGUCAAGCCAAGCAGCCAACCAAGCAAGCCAAGCCAAGUUAUAUCAAACCAGCCAAGUUUUACACAAGCAACCCAGCCCAAGCCCAAGUAAUUAAGCCAUCAAGUUAUCCAAGCCAAGCCAAGGGAAGCCAAGUCAAGUUAUUCCAUCAGUCCCAACCCGCCAAGCCCAAGCCAAGCCAAGUUAAUCAACCCCAGCCAAGGCCAAGCCAACCAACCCCAAGCCAAAACCAAGCCAGCCAAGCCAAGCCAAGCCAACCAGCCAAAGCCAAGCAAGCCAAGUCGCCUCAAUCAAGUCAUACCAAGCCAAGCCAAGCCAAGCCAACUCAACCCGCGCCCUGCCUCCCUCGCAGCGAGACCGCGACGCCCGCCGCCCCACAUCCGGCCAACGAAUCAGCUGACACGGCGGCGGCCCCUCCAGCCCCGCUCCCUAUUUACGCCUGCAUUUUUGGACUUUGCGUGCUUGCGGAGCGGUCAAAACAAACACUUCACUCCCCCGCACUCCCCGAUCCCAUCCCUACACUCAAGCCAUCCCCGAGCCACCACCCCAUGCCCAUCCCUCACUCCCAUACCCCCUCAGCCAAUUCCCACACCCCCACACUCCCAGAGCCCACUCUCGCACUCCUGAGCCCACCCCCACACUCCCCAGCCUACUCCCACACCCCCACAUUCCCCGAGUCCAUACCCCCGCGCCCACUCCCACACCCCAUACCCCCCCAGCCCACUCCCACACCCCCACAUCCCCCAUAA